UGAAGAAAUUAAAUCUGUUGAUGAAGAAAAAAGAAGAUAAGGUGGCAAUUGUGAACCUAUAUAGGGCAAUUCAAUAUGGCCAACCAAAAGUUGCAAAGAAGAUUCUUACAAAUAGGUAUGGCUCUGUGGAGAUCUUCAACCCUAUGGACAUGUCCCCACUUAUGCAGGCAGUAUCACGUGGGGACCCACAGAUGGUGAGCCUGAUGCUGAGUGUGGGGGCUGAUGUGAAUGUGACCAGUUACAGAACUGGUAGAACAGCUCUCAUGAUGGCAUGCUUCAAAGGAGAAACGGGCAUUGCACAGCUGCUGAUAGAGCGUGGGGCAAGCUGGAAUAUCUGUGACAGGAGUGGUUGCACUGCUCUGCAUUAUGCAGUCGAUGGGUCACAGAUGGAGACAGUAGAGCUUGCUCUGCAUGAGGGUGCAGACAUAGAAGCCAAGGAUAUUGAACAGUGGACACCACUUAUGAGAGGAGUGGUAAUGGGAAGCUCAGUUCAAAUUCUCAAGAAACUGCUGGAGCGAGGUGCACUGUUAAACUGCAUAGAUCGUCAUGGACAAACAUGCCUCAUGCAGGCUGUUCUAUCAGGUCAUCAGGAUGUUGUAAAGCUCUUGAUGGAUUCAGGAGCAGAAUUGACUGCAUGCAAUGUUUACCAUAACACAGCUCUAGACCUGGCACUGGCAAAGGGCAUCCAGGAAGUAAUUUCAAUCCUAUCCCCCAGAAUGAAUGCAAGGAAGGACGUGAAGAAGUGGAAGAAGGUCAUUAAGGAGAUAUAAACAUAAGUGAUAAAGAACUUCGUGAGGUGAAAGGAAUACAGCAACUUCUCAA
Molecule: messenger RNA, 822 nt
Organism: Cryptotermes secundus
Lineage: Eukaryota; Metazoa; Arthropoda; Insecta; Blattodea; Kalotermitidae
Gene: flip
Product: fibronectin type 3 and ankyrin repeat domains protein 1
Exons: 6
Coding region: 21-770 (249 amino acids)
Cellular component (GO): cytoplasm; nucleus
Molecular function (GO): protein binding
Source: RefSeq, a predicted model, not a curated record